UCCUUUCUGCAUCAAGCAGAUCGAUUGGUUUUCAUGCAAGACUUUACAAGUGUUUCAAUCAAUGUAACCGAUCAUAAAGUAAACGCAACUUGCUCUUGAUGGCGGUAAAAUAUUCUAUGUAUAAGCUGUAUUUGAUGGUGACUAUAGUUUGUGCGCUUAUCAUUCAUCUUCAUAAAACCAUGAACAUGAAUAAAUCUGAGCUUUUUGUUUGAAUUCCUUUUAAUAUUUGGCUAAAAUUCCGCCUAUUUACAUUCACAAACUACUAGAAAAAAGAUGAUGAAAGGGCACCAAAUUAAAAUGAAAUAAAAGACCAGCAUCAAUAGAUUUUUGGGUCGUUUCUCUUUCUUUUUUUUUCUUUUCUCUCUCUCAUUGCAAUUCAUCUAUUUUUUAUCUUUCUCUCUCUUCUUAAUUAUAGUCAUUAUGGUCGUUAGUGAAUUUGAGCCCGAUGAUGUUUUAAAUGACCUUAAUCGCAAAUUUGCCAGUGUCAGUUUGGAACAGUCGAAAGCUGAAAGCGUAUAUAAAGAAGUUUUAUUUGAAGAACUAUUUGAACAUAAGCAAAAUCUGUCCACUUCAAAUAACUAUUUAACAUGUUAUCAUGCCAUUAAGAAUAUCAGACGAUAUUUAACUCAGAGUAUCUCACUCGAGCGGAUUCAACACGUUUUUGAUCUUGAAUUGGAAGAUCAGUUUAUUAAAAUUCUCGAAUCGACAGGUUACGACGAUGUCAAAUACGAGACGGCGUGGACAAUUACAAACUUGGCUUAUGGGACUCGUCGGCAUACAGCAAGAAUAGUAGAGAGCGGUGUAAUUGAUGCGUUGGUGCAUUGCUUUCGAAAUACUGAAAAUUAUCGCGUUAAAUCUCAGUGCGCAUGGGCUUUUGCGAAUGUAUCUAUAGAAUCACCUACCUAUAGAGAGUUGAUGGCACAAGAAGGCCUCAUCGGAGAUAUAGCAGCCGCUUUGAACUUCAAAUGCGAUACCAUUUAUGCAAACUUAAAUGGAACCUUGAAUCUGCAGGAUGUGAAACACACUGCUGGAGAUGUAAUUUUGGAUGAUAAAGCAGAUCUGGACGAUGUAAGGGAUUUAACAUGGUCUUUGGCCAAUGUCUGCAGAGGAGGCUUCAAAACAGUGGAACAUUGGCAACAAUAUCGGACGGCAUUUGAUGCACUUUCGCAGUGCAUCAACUUCCAUCACGAUGAUAUAUGGACAGAGGCUUGCUGGGGCUUAUCUCGAGUCUUAAGUAACAUGUACAAUUACGAGCCUUUUUUCUGUACGGUAAAUCUAAAUCCUAAGUUAUGCCCAAGAUUGAUUGAAUUAUUACGGACGGAUUCACUCGAGCUGAUUCUUCCAGUAUUGCAAACGAUUAGCAAUUUUUCAUCUGGUCCGAACGACUAUAUCGAAAUAUUGCUCAAUGCCGACUUACUCAACUAUAUUUGGUGGUAUAUGUCGCCAGACAUUCCAGCUCCUUUACGAAGAAAUGCUCUCUUGACCAUAUCAAAUUUAGCAGCUGGAAACGAGUUGACCGUGAGACGAGUUGUAUAUAAUGAAUCCAUUAUGGAAAGCGUCAUCUCUCAUAUUAAGAUACCCGGCCAUGAAUAUAUCACAGAAGAAAAUAAAUGGAUAUCCUCAGCAGCUGCCCUUAUACCAGAAACCCGGGAGGAAUGGACGAUAUUGAAAGAAAGUCUAUGGGUGCUUUCUAAUAUUACUACUCUAGGAAACAACGAUUGUAUUUGCGCUUUAUUACGGAAUUACAAUACUUUGAUCCAAUCUUUGACUUCUUUGCUUCAUUUCUCUCGGUUAUCAUCGUCCGUCUGCUUGAAAGUAGUAGAUUGUUUAUUGAAAAUCACGGACCGUACAAACCAAAUUGCAGAGUUAACACCGCCUGUAUCACCCCAUCCCCGAAACCCCUAUGCCGAAGAAAUGCUUAGGUCAGGUGUUGUUGAAUGUCUGUCUUAUCUGAACGGUGAAAUUAACUCUGCUGAGUUAGCAAUGCAAUCAGAAAUGCUGAUCGUGACCUUGAAAAACAGUUCUCCACAGUCUUCUUUGAUGGACGCAGGCUUGGUAAGUGCUUUUGGCUUAAGCAAUACGGGUCAUCUAUCUACACCGCAUGUUAGACGUAUUGUACGGGGAUAUGAAGAUGGAGACGUCCGAUUCAUUGAGCAAGCCAUUCACAGCAUGGAGUUAUAAAGGUUAUACAGAAGCAAUAUGAUUAUAUUUUAGCCGUUUUUAUAAUAAAAUAGCUUGGAUGCAUAGCGGGUUGUAGUAAUUUUCAUUCUCUCAGACGAAUAGAUCUUGCACCUCAUUUACUAUAGUUUCAGGAACAUGAUCCUAAUACAAAUUACCUGAAGUAACCCUACUCAUACUAUAGAAAUGCUGAUGCAUCACAUCGAUAAAAAGUUCGUCACCCCCAAAAAUUGAACAUGACAUAUCUCACAUUAAACACAUAUUAUCGCAAAUUAUUGCUAUCAAAA
Messenger RNA from Mycotypha africana, 2465 nucleotides. Its product is annotated as armadillo-type protein. Gene Ontology annotation, cellular component: nucleus. Bases 421 to 2181 code for a protein of 586 amino acids. Lineage: Eukaryota; Fungi; Mucoromycota; Mucoromycetes; Mucorales; Mycotyphaceae. Gene Ontology annotation, molecular function: nuclear import signal receptor activity; protein binding. The record is from RefSeq and is a predicted model, not a curated record. Gene Ontology annotation, biological process: NLS-bearing protein import into nucleus. The transcript is spliced from 8 exons.